CCGAUAUUUUAUUUUCCUGGUCAUAACUAAAAACUGUAUGAAAGAAUUGGAAAAAAAAAUGCCAAUCCUAUCUCUUCAUCUUCCUUCUCAUUCUCAUCUCAAAAUUCUCAACUCACAAACACAUAACAACAAUAACAACUACUUUAACCGUUUUAACGACCAACAACUCCACAAAGCAAUUUCAACACUAAACCUAACAGAAUCACAAACAACCACACAUAACAAACUAACAAACUCCUCACUUCUCCUCAAACAAUGCAUCCGAACCGGAAACACCCAACUCGGCAAACUCCUCCACCACAAACUCACCGAUUCACAACUCGUCCUCAACUCAAUCCUCCUCAACUCACUCAUCAGUCUUUACUCAAAAUCCAACGACCCACAAACAGCUCUUUCCAUUUUCAAAAACAUGGACAAAUCCAAAAGAAACAUUGUUUCAUAUAGUUCAAUGUUUUCUUGUUAUGCAAACAAUGGGUUUCCUUUAAAUGCACUUAAGAUGUUUGUUGAAUUGCUUAACCAAGAUGGGUUUUUUCCUAAUGAGUAUUGUUUUACUGGGUCGAUACGUGCGUGUUUGGAUUCGAGGUUUUUUGAAGUUGUUGAGUUUGUUUUGAAAAGUGGGUAUUUUGAUUCUCAUGUUUGUGUUGGUUGUGAAUUGAUUGAUAUGUUUGUUAAAGGUGGUGGUGAUUUGAUGUCUGCACGUAAGGUGUUUGAUAGAAUGCGUGAGAAGAAUGUUGUUACUUGGAAUUUGAUGAUUACUAGGUUGGCUCAAUUUGGGUUUUAUGGUGAUGCUAUUGAUUUGUUUUUGGUUAUGUUGGUGAGUAGUGGUUUUGUGCCGGGUAGGUUUACGUUAAAUAGUUUGAUAUCGGUUUGCGCUGAGAUUGAGUUUUUGCCGCUUGGGAAGGAAUUGCAUUCUUGGGUUAUUAGGUCUGGGUUGGCUUUGGAUUUGUGCGUCGGGUGUAGUUUGGUUGACAUGUAUGCAAAAUGUGGAUUAGUACAUGAGUCUAGGAAAGUGUUUGAUGGUAUGCCGGAUCAUAAUGUGAUGUCGUGGACCGCGCUUAUUAAUGGAUAUGUACGAGGCGGCGGUGGACAAGAACGGGAAGCUAUGAGAUUGUUUAGUGAUAUGUUGCUUCAGGGUUAUGUUGUGCCAAAUUGCUUCACAUUCUCUGGUGUUCUCAAGGCUUGUGCGAGUCUUCCUGAUUUUGGGUUUGGCGAACAGGUUCACGGUCAAACGAUUAAAUUAAGCCUUUCCGCAAUUGAUUGUGUAGGGAAUGGUCUUGUUAGUGUGUAUGCAAGGUCCGGGAGAAUGGAAUGUGCUCGUAAGUGUUUUGAUAUUUUGUUUGAUAAAAAUUUGGUUUCGAGAAGUGUGGUUGUUGAUGAUGCAAGUGUGGAAGAUUUGAGUUUUAAUUCUGAACAAGACCCGAACCGCAAAAUUGAAUACACUAGUAGUGGAGUUAGUUCGUUUACAUAUGCUAGCCUCUUGAGUGGUGCUGCUUGUAUUGGUACAAUUGGUAAGGGUGAACAAAUUCAUGCCAUGGUGGUGAAGAUGGGAUUUAGGACUGAUCUAAGUGUUAAUAAUGCUUUGAUAUCUAUGUAUUCCAAGUGUGGAAACAAAGAAGCUGCUUUACAAGUCUUUAAUGACAUGGAGGAUCGCAAUGUCAUAACUUGGACCUCUAUUAUAAAUGGUUUUGCAAAACAUGGUUUUGCUUCAAAAGCAUUAGAAUUGUUCUAUGAUAUGCUUGAAACAGGUGGGAAGCCUAAUGAUGUAACAUACAUUGCAGUUUUAUCGGCAUGUAGUCAUGUUGGUUUGAUUGAUGAGGCAUGGAAACAUUUCACUUCCAUGCGCGAUAACUAUGGAAUUGUUCCAAGGAUGGAGCAUUAUGCAUGUAUGGUCGAUUUGCUUGGUCGAUCUGGAUUACUUUCAGAAGCCAUUGAAUUUAUUAACUCCAUGCCUUUUGAUGCUGAUGCAUUGGUGUGGCGUACAUUUCUUGGUUCUUGUCGGGUUCAUCGGAACACUGAGCUUGGGGAAUAUGCUGCAAAAAUGAUUCUUCAACGGGAACCUCACGAUCCGGCUACCUAUAUAUUAUUGUCGAACUUAUAUGCAACAGAAGGGCGGUGGGACGAUGUAGCAGCCAUUAGAAAAAGCAUGAAACAGAAACAGAUAACAAAAGAAGCAGCUUCUAGUUGGAUUGAAAUUGAGAACCAGGUGUAUAAAUUCCAUGUAGGGGAUACUUUACACCCCAAGGCUCAACAAAUAUAUGAAAAACUUGAUGAAUUGGCUUUAAAAAUAAAGAACAUGGGUUAUGUCCCAAAUACAGAUUUUGUUCUUCAUGACGUGGAGGAUGAACAGAAGGAACAAUAUCUAUUUCAACACAGUGAGAAACUUGCAGUUGCAUUUGCUCUCAUUAGUACACCAAAUCCAAAACCUAUAAGGGUUUUUAAGAACCUUCGUGUUUGUGGCGAUUGCCAUAUGGCAAUAAAGUAUAUAUCAAUGGUCACCGGUAGAGAGAUUGUCAUGAGAGAUGCAAACCGGUUUCAUCACAUCAAGGAUGGUCUAUGCUCUUGCAAUGAUUAUUGGUAAUGCAUAUACAUCAAAGGGGUUUAAACUUCUUAGCCUGUAAAUUUUGUACAUUCACAUUCUUGUUGUUUAGACUAUUCAAAUGUUGUGAAUGUGUAAGCUCACCUUUAAAUUAUUAUGAAGCCUAGAGAGAGUUGAUCCUGAAAAGAGGAUACAAUGAUGUUGAAGCAGCUUUUUGAGUUUACAAUUUUAUAAUGCCUUCUGAAAGUAAAAUUUUAGACUAUUUACAUGUAUUUCACUGUAUAUGUAUAGAAAAUUUGCCCUGGAAGUUGAUUUGAAA
Molecule: messenger RNA, 2855 nt
Organism: Trifolium pratense (red clover)
Lineage: Eukaryota; Viridiplantae; Streptophyta; Magnoliopsida; Fabales; Fabaceae
Product: pentatricopeptide repeat-containing protein At3g49170, chloroplastic-like
Biological process (GO): RNA modification
Molecular function (GO): RNA binding; zinc ion binding; protein binding
Source: RefSeq, a predicted model, not a curated record